Messenger RNA from Heteronotia binoei (common prickly gecko), 2968 nucleotides. RefSeq names its product acyl-CoA oxidase 3, pristanoyl (gene ACOX3). Gene Ontology annotation, biological process: fatty acid beta-oxidation using acyl-CoA oxidase; lipid homeostasis. The transcript has 18 exons. Gene Ontology annotation, cellular component: peroxisome. Gene Ontology annotation, molecular function: FAD binding; pristanoyl-CoA oxidase activity; fatty acid binding. Bases 60 to 2177 code for a protein of 705 amino acids. The record is from RefSeq and is a predicted model, not a curated record. Lineage: Eukaryota; Metazoa; Chordata; Lepidosauria; Squamata; Gekkonidae.
ACCCGCCGCCCGCCCAGCCCCAGGGCAACGCCGCCGGGCAGCAAUUAUUUUACGUUAAGAUGCCGUCAGUCAGCGAUUUGAAAGAGGUCAGUUCUUUUAAUGCUUUCCUGCUGCCAGACUUACCGAGUGGACCGCUCUGUACUUACCGAAAGAAAGCAUCCUUCAAUUGGAAGGAGAUGGCAAUGUUCAUUGAGGAUGAAGACCUGAUUCAGUUCAAGAACCGAGUAUUCACAGCUUUUGAACACGAUCCACUCUUUGCUCGUCUCCCUGGGGAAGAAUUAUCCCUUGAGAAAUAUCGAGAGCUAACCUUCCUGCGCUGCAAGAGGCUUUUUGAAUACGAUUUCCUGAGACUGGAAGACAUCCUGGAGAAACCAUUAAAGAUCAUGGUGCUGAUUACCUGUCUGGGGAUGUAUGACUGGUCACUUGGAGCCAAAUAUUUGCUGAACUCCCAGGUGUUCAAAAGUGCAAUUGAGAGUUCGGGCUCAGAAAGACAUGAAGAAUUUCUUAAACAAAACGAGAACAUGGAGAUUUUUGGAUGUUUUGCUCUGACUGAACUCAGCCAUGGCAGCAAUACCAAGAAUAUGCGGACUGUAGCUAAAUAUGACCCCUCGACUCAGGAAUUUGUCAUUCACUCACCUGAUUUCGAAGCUGCCAAGUUCUGGAUCGGCAACUUGGGAAAGAAUGCCACGCACGCUGUCGUUUAUGCCCAGCUGCAUACCCCAGAUGGCCAGUGCCAUGGACUGCAUUCUUUUGUUGUACAGGUUCGCGAUCCACAGACCCUGCUUCCCAUGCCUGGGGUGCUGGUGGGGGAUAUAGGCCGGAAGCUGGGACAGAAUGGUCUAGAUAACGGGUUUGUGAUGUUCCACAAUGUCAGGAUCCCCAAGGCAAACUUGCUAAACCGAACUGGAGAUAUCACAGCAGAGGGAACCUACUCCAGUGCAUACAAGGACCUCAAGCAGCGUUUGGGGGCUUCCCUUGGUGCUUUGUCCAGCGGAAGAGUUAUGAUCAUAGCCAUGUCCGUGGUCAACUUAAAGCUUGCUGUGUCCAUAGCGAUUCGUUUCUCAGCUACUCGGCAUCAGUUUGGACCAACCGAUGAGAAAGAGAUUCCCGUUCUUGAAUAUCAAAUGCAGCAAUGGCGGUUGAUUCCUUAUUUAGCAGCUGUCUAUGCCUUGGACUAUUUCUCUAAGUCAUUAUUUAUGAACUACAUUGAAUUCCACAUCGGCCUUCUAAUGAAGGACAAGAGUCCACGACAGGCUGAACUUGGGCGCGAGAUACAUGCCUUAUCUACUUCGGGCAAGCCGCUGUCCUCCUGGCUCGCACAGCAGGGAGCUCAAGAAUGCCGAGAAGCCUGUGGGGGCCAUGGCUAUUUGGCCAUGAACCGUCUUGGUGAGAUCCGUAACGACAACGACCCAAACUGCACGUAUGAAGGAGACAAUAAUGUUCUGCUGCAGCAAACCAGCAACUACCUGCUCAGCUGGAUGAGUGCCAGGCGCCAGGACAGAGGUCCCCUGACAUCACCACUGGGUUCUUUGGAUUAUUUGGAAGGCUACAGCCAGAUUCUUCGCCAGAAAUUCACAGCGACAGAUGUUCAUGACUGCAUGGAUUCCUCAGUUCCUCUAUCAGCAUACAAGUGGCUGGUUUGUUACUUGCUGCAAGAGAGUUUCCAAAAGCUGAGAGACCAGGAACAAUCUGGCUGUACUGAGUUUGAGGCCAGGAACAACAGCCAGGUGUACUACUGCCGUUCCUUAGCGAUAGCAUUCAUUGAACACACUGUUUUGCAAAGAUACCAUGACUAUGUCCAUGGGGCCGACACCCCAGCUCCUCUCCAGCAGGUACUGAAGCGCCUGUGUUCACUGUAUGGACUGUGGUCUUUAAAUAAGCACAUGGCUGUGCUUUACCAAGGUGGCUUCGCUUCAGGUGAGAAGGCGGGCAGACUGGUGCAAGAUGCCAUUCUGGAACUUUGCUCAAAGCUGAAGGAUGACGCGGUUGCCUUGGUGGAUGUUGUUGCUCCUCCUGACUUCAUUCUCAACUCCCCCAUUGGCCGAGCAGAUGGAGAGCUGUAUAAGAACCUGUGGAGCUCCGUCCUCCAGGGCAGCAAAGUGCUGGAGAGGCCGUCUUGGUGGCCAGAGUUUUGUGCCAAUAAACCUGUUGUGGGUAGACUGAGGUCACGAAUGUGAAUUUCACAACCAAGGUAGGGUUGGGAUGAUGUACCCUAUUAUGAGCUAAGGAAAUCAUGUUUUUCGAUGCUGCAAAUGAUGGGAUUUUUUGUGAAGGAAGUGCCACAUGGCACAAAAUUUGGAAACGGCAUCCAAUUCCAUACCCAAGGCCGAGGGCAUAUUCAUAUCGAGACCAGCACAGACCAGUUCCUGCCCAGUUCUCACUUGUGUGGCUCAUUCAAGGCACGUGGGAACAAGAUCCUUCUGACUCUUGAAUAUUACUUCCCAUUCUGUUCAUGAGAGCUGGCGGCUGAAAUGGAAUGUCUGGCUUUGUGAACAGAAACUCAACAGGAAACUCAAGGUGGGAAAAUAAUUGUAGCAAGAAGAAAGAAAAUUAUGUCCAUGCAAGGCUAACCAAGAUUCUCUGUUGCUAUUAAUUCCAAGAGUUCUGUCGGAGUCUCUGAAGUGUCCUGUUAUGGUUACUGGGCAGAAAUGUUUAUGUCAUCUCAGGAUUUGGUGCACAGAGUUCGUGUAAGAUGAGAACUUUCAGAUUUUGAUUGUCAUGUUUAUGCCUCUCUAAGGCAACUGAUUCUGUAUUCUUUCGUUUAAAGUGUAUUUAACUGAUGGCAGUGAAAAUGUUGAAUUCUACACAACCUCUCCCAUAUUCUGCAUUGUCUCUGUCUUUUUAGUUUAAGUGAAAGCAGAUGUCUUAACCAGAUGCCUCAAGCAGCUGUUUCCAGAAGUUUCAUUUUUAUUCAGUGAAAUAAUGUUAUAAUAUGAUAGGUUAUAAAAUAAAAUUCUUCCACCUGCUA